This is a messenger RNA of Auanema sp. JU1783, 282 nucleotides long. Lineage: Eukaryota; Metazoa; Nematoda; Chromadorea; Rhabditida; Rhabditidae. The record is from the annotation of a GenBank genome assembly.
AUGACAGUCGGAAUUCUUUGUUUUGUAUUUUUGGAGGUAUUCGCAUUGGGUAUUCCUUUCGUCAGUUUGGCUGCUUGUUUGUUUUUCAAUCUUGGAAAUAGUAUUGUUGGUGAAUUAGCUUGCUUCUGUAUAUGUAUCUACCCCAUAUUUGGGCCAUACUAUGUCCUUAUGUCUAACGCGGACUACAGAAGAAGGUUUUCUUUAAUAAUCAAAAAAGCUUAUGGGAAAAUACGAUCCGUCAAAUCAGUGGGAGCAAAGAUGUGGUUGUCAUCUUCCACAUAG